UUGCUCGACGCCUACCAGUCCAUCCCCCCUCCCUGCCACCAGCCAUCUGAUUACUGCCCAAUAUACCUAGCUCAGUUUGAAGACUCCAAAAUGGCAGCCUUUCCUUACCAGCAUCAGCAUCUCGCUUUUCUUGUUGACGAGUUUCAGCCCAAUCCCAACACCGAAAACGACGUGUCUAGUUUACUGCAAGAGCAAGAAACCAUUGCAAGCGGAGCAAUUUUUUCUCCAAAUCUGACACAUGAAUAUCUCCAGGAGAGCACUUUACAUGCUGAAAGAAUCCUUGAAACUAUCCAUGGUGAUGAGAACUUCAGUGAGAAAGUCCAUUUCACUAGUACUUUAAACUACUCUUCUGCGAUUGUAAAUCAUAAUUCAAGUUCACCAUCCAUGGUGGUUGGUCUUGACUACAGUGAAGAGGAUCAAGUUACUCAGGUGAUGACCCCGACAAUGGGGCAAAUGAGAAAGCAAUCAUUGCCAACCAAAAAGGUAAAAAAAGAAAGCAAACGUGAGAAACGAAACCCAAAAAGUUCCGUCUCGACAAAUCUAGAGAGACAAAGGCCCACAAAAAGACAGAAGAAAGCUCCUCCUCUCGAGCAUCCGACCGGCUAUGUUCACGUCAGGGCAAGAAGGGGUGAAGCAACAGACAGUCACAGCCUUGCUGAGAGGGUGAGAAGAGAGAGAAUCAGUGCGAAGAUGAAGCUUUUGCAAUCUCUGGUUCCUGGAUGCGACCAGAUAACCGGCAAGGCUCUCAUACUGGAUGAGAUAAUCAGAUAUGUCCAGUCUCUAAAGGAUCGAAUCGGGUCACUUGAAGCAGAACUUGUUUUGGUUAAUGAAAUGGUCAUUAAUGACUUUAAAGUGAACUACAAUAUGGAGACACAAGCAUGGCAGGAGCUAUUUAGCUCGGAACUUCAGUUGCCGUCCGAUCUAGAAUCUGGAUCCUCCCAGCUCUCUCCUUUCGUUGGGACAUCAGAUGCACCCACUUCAGUGUUGCAGCCACACCUCACGAAACCAGCAACUCUUAAAGGGCAUGAAAGAUUGUUUAGCAGCGUGGAUUAGCCAAUUUGCUAUUUUCUAGUGGAAAAUCAGAUGUCAAACAUUACCUGCAGAAAUGCCUCUUAUUUUCAAGUUCCUCAUUAUCUAGAUUGUGUUCCAUGAGUUGUGAUACAAAUUAUUGGUUCGUGUGAUUUUGGAAGUUAAUUUGUUAUAUUUCGUUGUAUUUCUUUGGUUUUAGAUCAUGUGGUCCUCUAAGAUUCAGAAUUCCCUAUGUAUAACUUUGCUUU
Molecule: messenger RNA, 1277 nt
Organism: Populus trichocarpa (black cottonwood)
Lineage: Eukaryota; Viridiplantae; Streptophyta; Magnoliopsida; Malpighiales; Salicaceae
Product: transcription factor bHLH63
Exons: 7
Coding region: 91-1053 (320 amino acids)
Biological process (GO): regulation of DNA-templated transcription
Cellular component (GO): nucleus
Molecular function (GO): DNA-binding transcription factor activity; protein dimerization activity
Source: RefSeq, a predicted model, not a curated record